AUGAUUUCUCCAAUGGAAGCAGUCGGUGUGCCCAAGGAAUGUAUAGAGGUAGCAACCUACGGUCAAAAGUUGUGCAUGACAGGGAGCACCGUGAUAGAGAUAAAGCAAUUGGUAAACUUUAUUAACUGUGUAAAAGAACUGUACAAGAUAUACAUGUACAAGACAACAGCUGAUUGGAAGGUUCCAAAAGAAGUCCUAGCUGUCAUCCGUAAAGUACCAAAUCUGGGGAAAAACUCACUUGCCGUUGCCAAGCUGGAAGGGCUGUGUUUUGUGUCGGUGUAUUUGCUGUAUAGGACUGUGGACCUGUACGAUCGCGCUUUGAACUUGGGCAUAGACUUCCAGAUGUAUCGCAAAGAGUUCGAAUCACUUCAAAUUGAACUGCAACAAGUCAUACACCUCAUACACGAGGAGCUUCUACCAAACUGGAGGCACCUUAGCCUUGGAGUUUUGAGGAAAAUUACACUGGAUGUGGAUGAAACGUUAAGUCGCUAUCACGCAAAACUCAUGCAGGUGCUGCAACACAUUGACACCGACAUCAAGAAAGGGCGUCUUGGUAUUGCAUGGGCUUUUGCUUUUCAGUUGGGAUCCGCUGCUUUGUGCGGAGUGUCAGCUUUGGUUGGAAAUGUACCGGGAGCUAUAUCUGCAUUCGUCGCUAGUUUCACAGGCCUUGCUGGCGUUCGUUCUUUCGCAUUAACAGUUCAAGAGCUGGAAUCACUCCAAAACGAUGUGGAGGCUACGUUAAUUGAAAUCGAAGAAUAUCGCUUUCUUCUUCAGCAGAAGCUAUUGUAUUCAGAAAUUUUUGUCUUCCUCUUCAAUACCCUUUUCCUUGUUUCUGUCAUUGCUCUGUUCAAGCUGAAUCUGCCGCAACCGCUGAGCAUGGAUGCUCAGGGAGGCAAUAACUAG
Molecule: messenger RNA, 903 nt
Organism: Porites lobata
Lineage: Eukaryota; Metazoa; Cnidaria; Anthozoa; Scleractinia; Poritidae
Source: the annotation of a GenBank genome assembly